Molecule: messenger RNA, 1229 nt
Organism: Atta colombica
Lineage: Eukaryota; Metazoa; Arthropoda; Insecta; Hymenoptera; Formicidae
Exons: 1
Coding region: 626-1057 (143 amino acids)
Source: RefSeq, a predicted model, not a curated record
GAAACAAAGAAAAAAACGAGUAUUAACGAAUAGCUUUCAGUUUAGCUGAUGCUAACGAAAAAAAAUGCAAGUCAGAUAUCCGGAUGCAGAUUAUUAUCAGUCGUCACUAUUGUGUCUCUCAGUUUAUUUGAUCGAAUUUUAAUUAACUGGACGAUAUCAUCCAGUCAUGAAAAAUAAUAGAGAGACUGUUCAUACACAUGACUACAAGAAUAUCGAAAUAAAAUAUCUCUAUUAUCACUGUAUUAACGAAGAAAGAUGAUUGAUCGUUUCUCUCUCUUUCUCUCUCUCUCUCUCUCUCUCUCUCUCUCUCUCUCUCUCUCUUUGUAUCAUAAGUGGAUGAUCGCACAGAUCAUCGAACGGAAAUAUCUUGAAACAUCCAUAGUUUCCAACGACUUUCAUUGGAAAUGUUAUUAAUUGUUCUACGAAUUAAAUUACGCAGCUUUUUCUUUAACUGCAUAUGGGUUCGCGAUUCGCGUGUCGCACAAUCUCGUCCGAGUGCCAAAUAAUUAGUAAUAUAGAUAAGUAUCAUGUGUACAAUGAUUUUCUCUUCUUCAUUAAUGAGAAAGAUCAUCAUUAUUAUUAGAUUCACUUUCGAAUCGAAACUGUAAAGACACCGAACGAUGCAAUGAGAGGGCGAGAUAUACUAUAUGUAUUUAGAUAUAUUUAUUCGUUGGAAAUGACGUUGCCAUCGAUGCAGAGAAGCUUGUUGGGCUUAACAGUGCUGACGAUCGUCGGCCUAAUGACUUUCCUGCUCAGCAAGAAGCUCGCACUGGAGACGCGCAAGCGAGAUGGCCUGCUCCUCGACGUGAUCGCUAACAUUAGCGGUCACUUGGAUCGACUUGAUAGCGGCUUUGAUGGCAUCGCCGCGCAGACGGGAAUUGCGCGGAAUCGCUUGCUACGACUGGUUGCGCUCCAUCGAGAAAAUCUUUUGGUAUGUGCGUUACUCGGCGAGAAAUGGAGACAAAAGCAAAUGCUCAGCAUCGGAAAACCGAUGACGAUGAUGGCGAAGAAGAGAAAACGACGCCGACGGUUCAUCGUAUCGCAUUAUCAUCGAUAAUCGAUAUCCAAGAGGUUUUUAUCAGACGUGUAAAAAAAUGAGAGAUGUAAUUAGAUGUACGUACGUACAUCUAAUUGUAUCGCCAAAUUACCUAUGUUAUUUAAUCUACUCAAUGAUUAGGAAUGAUUUUUUUUUUUCUAUUAUUUGCUCUACCGAUACUUUAAUUGUCAAU